AUUUGAAAAUGAAACCAAAAAAAAAAUUAAAAAAAAAAAAAUCAGAAACCCAAUUUCAUAAUAUCCAAGAGAGUCCACACACAGAGUAGUCCGAGGGUAGAGAGAAGACAGUGAAGCAAACGAAACGAAAACAAUGGCGGAGUCCGCAACAGCAGCCUCGGCUCCCCCUCCAAACCCUAACAUGCUGGUGGCUCCAGUUCCUAUCGUCGAUCCUCUUCUACCGGCUGAGGCUCGCCUAUGCAGGUUUCCAAAAAGGCCUUCCGUCCGACUCACUUCGGAAUUCGACAGCGAGUCCUCCAUUUUCUUCCACAAGUUCUCCUGCAAGCUCUUCGACAGCCUCGCCAAGUUCAAGCUUUCUUUCCAGAACGACCACAACGGCCACGUCUCUCUUCCUCAGUUGGCUUUCAUCUCCAAGCACCUUUCUCUUCAUUACGACCUUGAAGACCAAAACACCCUCCUCAAGGCCUCCUUGGAUGUCGCUCCUCGGCUUCAUCUCCGUGCUGUCCACGAUGUCAAGGCACAGCAAGGAGAACUUUCAAUGGUUGCAAAGCUUGCUGAACCUGGAUAUGCAUUGGAGCUAACAUCUGCUGUUCCAUCUGUUGGUUUGCCAAAGGCAACCCUUAAAUUCCCCCUUGGUGAAGUUUCUUUGGAGGAGAGAGAAGAGGAGGAAGUCCAGAGAACGUUAUCAAUAAAUAGUAUUGCUAAAGGCCAAAUCUUUAAUGGUGUGUGUACUGCUCAUUACGUGGAUGAAGAUUUGAAACUAAGAUAUUCCUUUAAGGAUGGCGAGAUGUCCUUUAUCCCAACCAUUACCCUGCCUUCAAAUGCAUUAUCUCUUGCAUUUAAGCGUCGAUUUAGUCCAUCAGACAAAUUGAGCUACUGGUACAAUUUUGAUGCCAACAAUUGGAGUGCAGUUUACAAGCACACAUAUGGUAAGGAUUUCAAAUUUAAAGCUGGAUAUGAUUCAGAGGUGCGUCUUGGCUGGGCAUCUCUUUGGUGUGGAGUUUGUUUGUGCACAUGCUGGCGUGUGAUGCAAUUACAUGUUUUUGUUGCUUCAAGUUAUAAUUUUCUGCAAUUGCAAUCUGACAUUGUAUCUGGUGCUGUGGUCUUGGACAGCAUGGAAUGCUUCCUCAACAUUUUCAACUUCAUGAAUGAUGCAAUGAAGCAUUCCCCCCCCCCCCCCCCCCCCCCCCCCCCCCCCUUUUUUUCCAACUUCAUGGAAUGCUUUUUCUUUCCAACUUAAGAUGAAGCAUGCUUGAAAACAAUAUGCAUCAUCCCCUUAUAUAGUUCAAAGUUAUAUGUUUAUAAUCAUUAUAUAUGUUAUAAUAAUAUAGCUAGAGCAUUUUGUUUUCU
This is a messenger RNA of Ziziphus jujuba (common jujube), 1350 nucleotides long. RefSeq names its product outer envelope pore protein 37, chloroplastic. Bases 134 to 1240 code for a protein of 368 amino acids. Gene Ontology annotation, cellular component: chloroplast outer membrane. The transcript has 6 exons. Gene Ontology annotation, biological process: monoatomic cation transport. Gene Ontology annotation, molecular function: monoatomic ion channel activity. Lineage: Eukaryota; Viridiplantae; Streptophyta; Magnoliopsida; Rosales; Rhamnaceae. The record is from RefSeq and is a predicted model, not a curated record.